Molecule: messenger RNA, 1143 nt
Organism: Heterobilharzia americana
Lineage: Eukaryota; Metazoa; Platyhelminthes; Trematoda; Strigeidida; Schistosomatidae
Source: the annotation of a GenBank genome assembly
AUGUUGAGUCUUCGGCUUUUGCGUGAAAUGUUCUAUUUUACGAAACUUACUGAUACAGUGUCCUACAAUUCUUUGUUCUAUACUUUGUACAAACAGUGCAGAUUUUCCAGUGAUUGUGGCGAUUCACAAACCAUCAAAGCGACUAAACGACAAUGGGCUUUGUAUGAAAGGACAACGAAUAUUGAUCCAAGCAAGACAUCCAUCAUCUUAUUCCCAGGCCAAGGUUCUCAGUUUGUUGGAAUGGGCAGAGAACUUGUAAAAAUACCCAAAAUAAAACAGAUGUUUCAAUGUGCUAAUGAAAUCUUAAGAACAGAUAUUCUUCGUACUUGUCUGGAUGGUCCAGCUUCAAAGUUGUCAAAAACUAUUCACUGCCAACCAGCAACCUUCAUAAUUUCCUUGGCAGCUAUCGCAAAGCUGCGGGAAGAAAACCCUGAGUUAAUUAGGAAUUGUGUAGCAACAGCUGGAUUUAGUGUUGGUGAGAUCACUGCAUUGGUGUUUUCAGGUGCUUUAACAUACGAAGAAGGUCUACAUAUCAUUCGUGUCCGAGCAGAGGCUAUGCAGAAAGCAUGUGAUGAAAAAUCUGGAGCAAUGCUUACAGUUUUCACCAGUCCUGGCUCUCCAUUAAAACUGGCAAUAGCAGCAGCUAUUAGUCAUUGUGAGACUUGUCAUGAAAUUCAGAAUCCUUGUUGCAGAGUUGCUAACUAUCUAUAUCCAGACUGCAAAGUUAUCGCCGGUAACACAGAGGCAAUCGACUUUAUUGAAAAUCAUGCUUCUCAGUUUGGAAUACGUCGAACUAAGCGUCUGACAGUCAGUGGAGCUUUCCAUACACCUUUAAUGUUCUCUGCCUAUAAAACUGUAGCCAAUGCACUUGGUAGGAUGGAGGAUUUCCAAAAACCUUCAAUACCUGUUGUUAGUGCUGUAGACGUUCUGCCAUAUACGAAUACAUGGAAUAUUAAACGAAAACUUGCUAUUCAGGUCGCUCGUCCUGUACGAUGGGAGCAAACUUUGUAUGCACUGUACAACCGUCCAUUAGAUGUUCCUUUCCCGUGUACUAUUGAGCCUGGUCCAGGUAGGCAACUUGGUGCUAUGUUGAGAAUGGUCAGUCGCAAAGCGUUCGUCAGUUAUAGUCCCGUAGAUGUAUAG